This is a messenger RNA of Lolium rigidum, 1269 nucleotides long. RefSeq names its product pectate lyase-like. NCBI's taxonomy places the organism in Eukaryota, Viridiplantae, Streptophyta, Magnoliopsida, Poales, Poaceae. Gene Ontology annotation, molecular function: pectate lyase activity. The transcript has 3 exons. The record is from RefSeq and is a predicted model, not a curated record. The coding region runs from base 1 to 1269 and encodes 422 amino acids.
AUGGAGCGUAGCCUCCAAUGGAGCAGGCCGGCGUCGCUGCUCCUCUUCGCCGCGGCAUUCCUGGCUGCGGCGGCCGUGGCGAGCGCGGGGUACAACCCCGACCCCUUGAGCGUCGUCAAUCACUUCAACCGCGCCGUCCAGAGGCAUGCGUCGAGUAGCCCACGUCGAACGCUGUCAGAGAAGAAGAAGAAGAGCAAGUACUCGGGGCCGUGCUUGGCGACGAACCCGAUCGACCGGUGCUGGCGCUGCCGCAAGGACUGGGCGACGGACCGGCAGCGGCUGGCCCGCUGCGCCAAGGGCUUCGGCCGCGAGACCACUGGCGGGCUCGGGGGCAAGAUCUACAUCGUCACCGACCCGAGCGACGAUUACAAGAACCCGGUGCCCGGCACACUCCGGUGGGGCGUCGUCCAGAUUGAGCCGCUGUGGAUCAUCUUCGCGAGGGACAUGAUCAUCACCACCACCCAGGAGAUCGUGAUCCAGAGCAACAAGACCAUCGACGGGCGCGGGGCUCAGGUGCACCUCGCCGAUGGCGGCAGCCUCACCAUCCAGAACCAGCGCAAUAUCAUCAUCCACAACCUCCACAUCCACGACAUUAAGAAAACGGAGGGCGGCGAUGUGGCGGUGUCACCGAACCACUUCACCCCCCGCACCAAGGCUGACGGCGACGGCGUCUCCCUCUUCAACGCCACCGACGUGUGGAUCGACCACCUCUCCAUGUCCCUGUGCGAGGACGGGAUGGUCGACGUCGUGGCGGCGUCCACCGCCGUCACCAUCUCCAACUGCCACCUCACAAACCACAACGACGUCAUGCUCUUCGGCGCCAACGACAACACGCCCGAGGACAAGGUCAUCCAGGUCAGCGUCGCCUUCAACCACUUUGGGAGAGGCCUCGUCCAGAGGAUGCCCCGAUGCCGCUACGGCUUCUUCCACGUCGUCAACAACGACUACACGCACUGGCUCAUGUACGCCAUUGGAGGCAGUAGCAACCCUACCAUCAUCAGCCAGGGAAACCGAUACAUCGCGCCGCCAAACAUGGCUGCAAAACAGAUCACCAAGCGCGACUACGCCGAGGAAUCCGUGUGGAAGAACUGGGUUUGGCACACAGAGGCCGACCUCAUGAUGAACAACGCCUUCUUCACUCCAUCCGGCGGCAAUAUCCAGCAGCAGCUAAACAAGAAGGACCUCAUCAAGCCCAAGCCAGGGGAAUAUGUCACGAGGCUCACCCGCUUCGCCGGCACGCUAGCCUGCAAGCCAGGCAUUGCCUGCUGA